UGAUAUUUAUCGUAUUUGGCGCUGUAAUUUUUGUGGAUGUUUCAACCAGCUGAUAAUUUAAAUAGAUACAAUCAACUUAUUUUGAAGUUUUUUAAAUACAUUCAAAUCUAUUGGGAAUCAUUAAGCCUACAAAAUCAUUGUAACGGUAGUAAAAUCUACUUCAUUGCUACUAAAUAUGAACUUCAAUUGAUUACCACCAUUCAUUUUUCAUCUGACUUAUGCAAUUUAAAUAUUCGACUAUGAGCAAAAACUCACCUUCGUCACCUAAUAAUCAAGUUGCCCGUCCACCAUCUCGGUCAUCAUCACGUUCAUCCACAACCAAGCCUAGUCGUCUACCUGGAGAUAGUGUGCUCUUCGCUCCUGUUUAUCAAGAGGAGAAGCUUGAAAAUCUUCAUAAUAAACUGAAAGAAUCUACAUUUGAAGUCACUUUGAUGAAAGAAAAACUUUUGGAAAAGGCGAAAGCUACUCUUAAUCUGAAUAGACUACCUCAACCAGGAUCUUUUAUACCUUUUUUUCACUUCGACGAAUUCAAAGAUGUUCAUUUAUCUUUUUUGCAACAUAACCCACCCUACACUCCAUGGUAUUCAAUAACUGAAACUUAUUUUGGACAAGGAGUUAUUGAACUUCAUAAAUCAGUUUAUAAUAUACUUUUGGAGCACCAAAAUGAAAGAUAUGGCCCAGAACAAAGUGAACAGAUUAAUCCUACUGAUCAUGACUUUCUGAUCGACAUUGAUCUUGACGAUUCUUAUCAACCAUCUUAUACCAUCACAAAUUUACACUGAAAAGCUUUGAUCAUUGGUGAACAGCUAAACAAAUCUACUGUAAAAAGGAAAAAUCAGUCUCUUUAGUUACAGAGUACAUGUAAUUUGAAGCUAAUCAUGUUAAUCAAAUUUGUUUGAUUUUAAUUUCUGGAAAUCGCUUUACAUUUUAUAUUUUAUUUUUAACAGGCCGGUCAGAUUGAAUCGAAUGUAACUCAGCAUUAUUGUGUUGCUAAUAAAUAUUAACUAUUUAGAUAUUA
Tetranychus urticae (two-spotted spider mite) is the source of this 1018-nucleotide messenger RNA. RefSeq lists its product as uncharacterized. The record is from RefSeq and is a predicted model, not a curated record. NCBI's taxonomy places the organism in Eukaryota, Metazoa, Arthropoda, Arachnida, Trombidiformes, Tetranychidae.